AUGACAAAUGAUGGUCGUCCUGAUUAUUCUUCAAUGUCCUAUGGUCAAUUGAGACGCUUUUUAGAUUUCUCUAAGAAAGAAAUAGGCAAUUUCUGCUUAGAGACAAUAAAUUACCUAGACAAUUUUGAUGAAGAUGGACAACAUGGUGAAGAUCUAAAUGAACGAAUCAGAUUGGAAGAUCAGCUGACCGACAUGACGGCGAAAAACGCAAGAAUAAGGAUACUACUACUUGAGUAUUAUCAACGUGACAAAGAAGAAAACUUGGAGGAGGCUUUUGAAGCUGCAAUUUUAGCACUCAAAACUAUUUAUGAUGCAAACGUGGCACCAGAAAUCAAGAAAUUUUGCUUCGUCAAGACUGAACUGUUUCAAAAUUAUAUCAAAUUAUUUCGAAAAGAAAUGGCUGCAAAGAAAAAAGAAAUUUACAAAAUCAGAAAGGUGUCAUACAAAAGUAAACGGAUUUAUUUGGAGAACCUUCUCAAACGAAAUGGUAACUGUGCUAACUUGGAAUCAUACAAUGAGAACCAACUUCGAAUAAUUCAACAGCAAAUCAAAUAUGCUGAAAUAAAAACAAACAUUUACGAGGAGUGGAUAUCAAUUGACGCUUGUAAGGAAAAAAUGGAUGGAUUAAAAAGAACUAAAUCAGCAACGCUUGCUGUCUUAUGGAAACAAGUGUUUUCAGGGCCUGUUGAGACCUUGAGACAGACGGCUUCACUGACUAAUUUGGAGAUUAUGAAGAUUUGUGACUACUGUGAAUUGACUGCUCCUGGAUAUCGUUUCAUUCACAUGUACAAGCCUGCAGUCUCGCAAGUUUUCUAUGACUGUGUCAUCAACAAAAACAUCAAUUUCCAUGCAAAUCCUUUUGCUGUUGAGAGUGGUUUAAACAAUGGAUGCGGUAUUUCACUAUCUGCCGCUCAUUCGUUGACUCACAACAGUCCAUUGGAGCCAAAUAUUGUUGAACCAGGACCGUCGACAUCCACUGCAACAGAUUCUGGUAGAAAUCUUCAUCAGUGUCUUGAUUCAAAUACUAAUAUUCUGGAAAACUUCUUUGAUUUGACGUACUAA
This is a messenger RNA of Caenorhabditis remanei, 1062 nucleotides long. RefSeq lists its product as uncharacterized. Bases 1 to 1062 code for a protein of 353 amino acids. The transcript is spliced from 4 exons. The record is from RefSeq and is a predicted model, not a curated record. Lineage: Eukaryota; Metazoa; Nematoda; Chromadorea; Rhabditida; Rhabditidae.